Molecule: messenger RNA, 1260 nt
Organism: Batrachochytrium dendrobatidis JAM81
Lineage: Eukaryota; Fungi; Chytridiomycota; Chytridiomycetes; Rhizophydiales
Exons: 3
Coding region: 1-1260 (419 amino acids)
Source: RefSeq, a predicted model, not a curated record
AUGAUUGACAAGUUGGCACAGUUGGCACCUGCCAAAAAGACGGACAAGAAUCAAGCAGUCUUUGAAUACCAAUCUAAAAGACUGAUCCAGUGUUUGAUUUCUGCUCGUAUUUUUGUUCUGAAAACACUCUGUGAAACAAAUCCCGAUCUCAAGCCUUUUACAUGUCGGACUAUCGUUCAACAACAAUCCAUCAACACUGCUGGAGAGUUUGAUUUUCCUCGGUCACUGUUUUCGUUUUUGACCAGAACUAUUAUCCAAGAUGACUUCAAGAAUAUAUGGUGCGGAACACAAAUGCGAAUCUGCAUUAUGGACUUGACAUACUCUGCUGCUGGACUCAAACCAGAUAAUAUGUUGAUAUUCACCGACUUCAACUACUUGAAAUCGUCUGAUAUUUUCAAACUACUAUCGAUGUGUCAAAGAAUAUUGACCUUCAAAAAGUUUCACAGUCUCUUCAAGGUCGUCCAAGACUUUUUGUUUCAUUUUAACAAAUUGAUUGAUUCGACUGACAUCAAUGAUUGUUAUCGUGGUUAUAUAAAAGAAAUGAUGACAAAAUCUGGCAUGUAUUCGCCCCAUUCAUCAUUUUACUGUUUCUGGAAGGACCGAAUUGACCGAGUUAUCGAAUCCAUUGAAAAGGCUAACUCUUGUCCCGUUAAAAUCAAAUCGGUAUCGGAGAUACUUGUCAAAUUGUGUAUUUCGUUUUUGUUUGGUGAUGGCUCGAGUAUGUCGUAUUCGCCAGAGCUUGAUUUGGUUCAAACAGGUCUUGUAAUGGUUUCAAAAGUGAUUGACGGAUGGCACGCUAGAAUGACAGAACCCAUUGUUCUUACUGCAGGAUUAAACUAUUUUGCAGACAAAAAGACUUCAGUAUUAAUGGACUACUUUGCCAAUCAGCUGUUUUCACCUGUAAAAGCACCAAACUUGUCACGUUCGGAAAGGGGACAUAUGAUGGAGUAUGUAAUUGCUCUCCGAUUCAUACAAGGCUGGUGGUUACAACCUGAGCUGAGAAAAUAUCUACCUCGAUGGGCUAUAGAUUUGAAUAUCAAAAAACCUACUGGGAUGGUUGAUUGUCGCACCAAUGAAUCGAAUGUCAAUAGGUUUGUACAACAACUUCGUAGAACCAACUUUCCGCAUAUUGUUUUUCCACCGGCCAAUGCUGGACCUGAUUUGCGAUACUCAGUUUUCAGCUGCAAUAUCAAAACGACAUCAACGCGAAGCUCCGAUUCAGCAAUCGCCAUCAAUGAAAUCUGGUUUCAAAAGUGGUGA